AUGUCUUUAGAGGGGGAAUUGUCUUCUCUCUCUGUCUUGCUUCGACAAAAACCUUAUGGUUUUCUUAUUUUCGAAGGAAAGGGCAGGUGAUUCGCAUAUAAUUCACCAUCUUGGAUUCCUACGGCUCUUCAAAUGAACGAAGAUCACGUUUGACGGCUUCAGUUCUCGGCUCAGAUCCUGCCAGACCCGAGACGACUCACUACUCAAUCGAUCCGCCAAGAUUUAGACGGGUAUGUAAGUUGGUUUACAAAUGGAGCUUUUGUUAUUACGAUACGUUAAACACUACUUAAGCAACCUGCUUAUUUGGUUGGCAGACUGUUUGAACUAGCCGAUAUCACGAUCCAGAUAUUAAACCGCGACUUUCUCUCGAUUCUUCCGUGAUCUUUCCUCUCCAAAUAGUCAGGAUCGAGUUUCUUUUGGCAGCUGAUCGCAUGACGCCUUUUCUCCAGUCCAAUUCACGCCAACUUAAAUAUUUAAUCACAUCAUGGCGAGUUUUAACAACUUUGUUUACACUUUGCAAAGUUACACAAUGUUCAAUUACUCUUGUCAUCGAGAAUGGUUUGAACAAUGUUUUCGAUCAACGUAAAUAUAACAUUCUUAUACAAAGCUGUUAGCACGCCGCUUUCGAGUUUACAAAUAACUCCUGAACAUGAGUAAUUGGCUAAGUUAUUUACACACUUGUAUUUUUGGCCGGAUCUUUCACAUAAACAUUUCUUGAUUUUCAACUUCGUGCAAUACGGGUUUGAUUGUAAUGGACCGUUUAAUGUAUUCAGUAUUUUAAUAACAAUGAGAUCAACUGAGUCAUCCUCGCGAAUAUAUUUCUUCAAACACCAUCAAGUUGCUUGGACAAAGAAAUUCGUAUAAGGUUUGCUCGCUCUCGUAGUCAGUUAACAAAAGGUCACAGUUUACUUUCAGUAAAAAUGGCUGAGUCAUUUAAAAAUAAUAAACAAGUCAUCUAUAAAACCAGACAGCUUUCAAUUCAACUGAACGGUCUUAUUGAGAAAACACAAAAAGCUAUUGAAAUCAACAUUCAAUUGAGCUAAAAGAUAUUCGCAUGCAGAUUCUUUUGUUUUGUUUUGUUUUUUUUUAUUUUGUAUACUAGCCACUUUUGUUCUACGUGACGAAUCACUACAGAGAAUAAAAAGACGCUUUUUACCUCUCUUUGAAAUUAAUUAAGGGAAAACCCCAACUCUACCGGAUGUUAAAAUCAAAGGACUGUUGUCUCCAUAAAAAGAAAAUUAGCUUGCAGUGUUUUGUAACUGACAAUAGUUCCCUUUUAUUUGACAUUCCGUUUGUUUACUAACUGAAAGUGCAAUAUUAGGCAAUAUAUUAAAUCACAACAAUUCACUUGAAAAGAACAGAAAGAAGGUCCAUUGUAUAAAUCUUUAACAACAACAUCCGGCUUACGGAGUCGAUUUUACUUUGACACAAAAACACUUCACUGCUUAACUAAUCUUAGGACCAAUAAUCAAUUUCCUUGUUAUUUGUGCUAAAAUUUAAUUGAAAAGUAUGAAGACUUAGAGUAAACAAAACCUCAUUUUUUGAUGAGAUCCAACCCCCCUUGAUACCACCGAGAGGAUACAGUACUGCUGGAUUUACCAUCAAUUUUGUCUCGGUACGCUAGUAACAGGCCGCUUGGUUCAACUGUUCACUGUAUAGAGAAAGAGUACAGACUUGUACACAACCUGCUAGAAUGACUAUUUGAAAUAUUUUUAUCAUCCAAACUGUAGAAUGAGAAAAACCUUGUCGAAGCUCACAACUGUUACUUUUAUGGUUUUACCCUAAAAAAUUUUGUAUUUGUUUCGACAGAAGGGCCAAAAAACAUUGUCUCAUUGAUUUCAUGAUGUUUUUUUGUAACAGCAAACAUUCAGUGACAUCAGUUACCAAAUUUUGUCUCCUAAAACGCGCACAGAAUUACUUGUUCCAGGGUUUAAAAGAAAUUUGAACCAUUUAUAGGAACAAAUCUGGUAAGAAAGGACAACUGGGGGCGCCAUGAAUGACAAACACCGAGAAAUCUUGCGACGAAACUGGUCCACACUCAGAAGGGAUCUGGAGCCAGUGAAGUUGUUACCUCAGUUGGUGAACGUCUUAGACGUCACAGAUGAGCAAGAAAUUAAAGUGAGAGCUACUCGAGAAGAGGCGAGUGAUAAGCUGUUAGAAAUUCUACCCAGGAGAGGGCCAAACGCGUUUGAAGACUUUGUAAAAGCAUUGCAGGAAGUCCAGCCACAUUUAGCCUCUCCGUUAGUACAGCAAUCAGGUAAAAACAUUUUCUGUUAGACGUUGUUCUGUCCUAAUUAUAGGGGUUUACUGAUCAUAAAAGACGGGAAAAUCUAUGUUAAAACAGGAGCCAGGUUGUGAUACUUGAUUCAAAAACGACUAUCACAUUUAUCUUACUCUACGAGGCUUCAUAGACCUUUUACUGAUGGUGUGCAAACUGUACGGGAACCCUUGCAAGAUUUAUUUUUGGACACGAAAUUAUCCCCCUGCGAUUCAAGAGGGAAUUGUCAUGGACCCCAUUCCAUUUAAUAAAAGCUCAUGGACAAUCACGAAGCUCAUUGAUUUCAUGCUACCAGUCGCUGGCAAUGUAACGAAGCCAUAUCCUUACUGAUCUUCUCCCGAAUUGGUUUUAUUGAUUUCAGAGGAAGGUAAAUGAACGAAAAUGUUUUAAAAAAAGUUCGUCACCAGUCAGAGCUUUUCGAACCUGACGAGAUUCAUAUUACGUGAAAGAUGGCAAUGAUAUGCUGCCUCGUUUUGGUGGUGAGGCUGCAAAAUCACCCCGUACAUGGGCAGGGCAGGUAAAUAAGCCCGGCCAUUGUCGGUUUAUUGGAGACCGCGUCCAUAGUUAUUUAUCGCAGAGGCCUUUAUUAUUUUGCGUGAUUUUUUUUUUUAUUUUUUCUAAAGAAAUGGAGGAGAUCAAGACAGAAUUGAACCGCGCGAGAACACGUAGCGCGAGGUUGAGGGAAGAAGUUAAAAUAACGAGGACGGAAUUAGAAAAAGAACGACAAAAUCACAAGAAAACUCUAAAGGAAUGCGAGGAACUAAAAAGUAUGAAUAAAAUGUUAAUGACAAAAGGAGAAGACGAUAAGAAACUCAUGGAAAGCAGACUUCAACAACUGAAGACAACAAUUGAAGAACUGGAAAAACAGGUAUUGGCUGAAAGAAGUGAAAAAGAAGUUUAUAUCGAGGAGACGGAGCGCUUACGGGGUUUGUGUGACCAGCUAGACGAAGCAAGGUCACGAACGGAGAAAGAGUUGUGCAAACUCACGGAAACACUGGAUGAGAAAACAAAAGAAAACAAAGAGAUGGUCCGAAAGUUGUCAGACUACAACUACAAUAUUUUAAACGAAACAUUUCUUCACGAUGACCUUCACUCAAUUUCUCGCCAACGAGAAAUUGUCCUUUCUGAUCAAUCUCCAAUGAGGGUCCUCACUCCCCUUUGUCUUACUGAGAAUGCAGUCUUGGAAAAGAACAGUAAAUUUUUGAAAAAUGGCGCAGACCUAGCGGUUGAGCUAGAAGAGACAAGAAAGGAUCUGGCUAGAGUGGUGAAAGAGCACGAAGGAACAAAACGAAGAUGCGAGGAAUUAGAGAAACAACUCGAGGAAACUCUUGCUAGUAUGGAAACACAUCGAACAGCGAGCGUCCAUGACAGGGCCACUUCUCCCGGAGAGAUAGUGCAAUUUGAAUUUGAAGGUGAGUUUAGCACAGGGGGGAGAAAUAUUUCUUAAUAGAAAGAGAUGACAAUCAUAAUUGAAAAAGAAAGAAACAACGAAUGAAAAAACAGACACACACGAAAUUGAAGGGAGGAAACCUCCCUACCAGUCCCUGUAUGGCGUUUUCUCCGGCCUUCUAGGCCAAUGCGAUUUCGGUCGCCUAGCCGUUACGAACGGCAGGACCAAUGUGACCCGAAAUGCAUGCCAUGGGCUGCGCACUGCGCAAAUAAUGAAGUCUAUGGACUUGGCAAAAACCUUUCAAGAUUAAUGCAAGAGAGGGUCAGUGUGACGCGCUUAAGCAGGUUUUAUAUGUAGAGGAAAAUUACGGUGGCCGAAUGUUUUUUCUUUGGUUUAUUUGCGAAAAAUCAGUCCACUUUUCUAUGUUUUUCAUUUGUGCUUUUCAUAUAGAGUUCCUUAAAGUAAAGAAAAAUUUGUCUCGUGAAAAAAAGAGGGUAAAAGAAGUGAAAGAAGAACUGUUGGUUGAAAACAAGGCAAAAAAAGACGCAUUAAAGGAAGUGGAAAAAUUGAUGAGGGAACUAAGCAAUCAAAUAACAGUGCUAGAACACCAACCAGUUCCAAGACCAUUGUGAAAAUGUCAAAUCAAAAGUUAAGGAGCGUGGGUUCUGAAACUGUCAAUGACGUUACCAUAAAAAACGAUGUUAUAAGUUGUUGUUAUUUCUUUGCAGAUGGGCUGAACUGCUCACGUUGUGACGAACGUGAGGAAGAAUGUAACUUGCUUCGAAUUGAAAAAGACCUAAUCAAAGCAAAAAAAGAGAAGUUGGAGGAGGAAAAUAAGCAAAUGAACAGCCGCAUCAAAAUAUUGGGGGACGAACAUAUGCGAGAAAGGCAAACAUUUCAAAAGGAAUUACAAAGCAUGAAGGAAGAACAUGAAACUUUAUCACGAGACUUUGAGAAAGAACUGCAAAAAAUGCUUUGUGGAGUAAAAGAACAGCAGUUACAGGAAAUAAAAAAUCUACAAGUGCAGAACGAAGAACUAAGAGAACAGAUAAAUAAACACAAAUCUGAAGUUCAUAAAAUAAAGACGGAACUGAGUAGGGAAAAAUCACAAGUCGAGAAACACCAAGAAGAGUUCCUUAAAGUAAAGAAAAAUUUGUCUCGUGAAAAGAAGAAGGUAAAAGAAGUGAAAGAAGAACUGUUGGUUGAAAACAAGGCGAAAAAAGACGCGUUAAAGGAAGUGGAAAAAUUGAUGAGGGAACUAAGCAAUCAGGAAGCGGACAAACGUGAAGAUAUUACGCGACUUCGCGAGGCCGCAAACGUGGAACGCGCCAGGUGCGACACUUUGAAAGAAGAAAUUCAAAGAUUGCGGAGUAUGCCAGGCCGUAAGUUUGCAGUUCUGUUUAUAGAUUUGUUCGGCUAGGAUAGGUUUGAUUAACAGCCGCUGAUCGGGAAAGGAGCCCGCGUGCCUCCCUUCUCUUCUUGGUGCGGAAUUAGACCGGACCCGAAAGAGCGCGGCCAAAAUUGAGCCUAAGGUCUUCUCAGAAUGCAAGUUAGGGUGCAUUGUAUUCCACCACAAUUAGACGUCCCAUUUUGACUCCAAAUUAGCACUUGUCGGGUAGCCUAGGUAUGAAGAGCAAGCAAACUUUUGAGGGCGCUCUUGUUUGUUUCAACUUUUGCUCUGGCCAUGCAAGAGAGGAUAAAGGGACAGAGAAGGCAUCCCCCAUACACACCCUAUUCCAUAGAUAAUUCUUCUCGAGUUAUUUUUAGAAUCGGGAUAAAGUUACCUCGCGGGCCGCGUGGAUGUCUCGUGGAAGUUUCGCAUGACUAAACGCCGUGCAAAACAUGUCGGGCGAAAGGCAAUGAAAGCGUAAAGAGAUCGAGAGCAUUCCUGAAUAUUGAAGCGAAAUGAGUCGGCGCUCACCUGGGAAAAGGGAAUCGCUCCAUGUCUUCUUCCGAAAGACUCUUGCUCCGUUUAUUUGAUUUCUUCGGCGCCUUUUUGCUUAAUUUGGUGACGGUCGAACUCGAAGGCGCAGGUUUAGGCUUCCCUGCACUUUUCCUCCUCUUGGCUUCAUCUGCUGAACCAUCAUCGGAAUAGGAGCUUUUUUACAGCUUCCUCCUCGCUUGCACUUACUUUUUUUAGAACUCUCAGCUUCGCUCGAAUCAACGUCGUAACAAUCAGCUUAGAAACAAGCCAGGAAGGGCGAUUCUUUUUAAUUUCCGUUUCGCUGACACAGCUUUAGCAGAAAACUCUCUGUAGUCGUUUUUGUCGACAAAACGAAUAGCAAUAUUGCUCUCCGCGUCUUCCGCCAUUCUGUUCUGCGUCAAUUCGUGAAGGACGCGUGGCUCUGAGCGUGGGUCAUCCAAGCGGAACACAUUCGCGCUAUGUGAUUGGCUGUUGUCUAAUCCCCCUUUGGAUCUGUGGUCUUAAAAAUAACUCGAGACGAAUUACCUGUGGAAUAGGGUGUGUAUGGGGGAUGCCUUCUCUGUCCCCUUUAUCCUCUCUUGCUCUGGCUACUUGCGAUUCAAAAAAGCACUUCUGUGAGAAGGCCAGACGAAGGUAAGACGACGCAAGUUCGAGAGUUUGUGUGUACUGUCUUUUGCUCCCUUGGUGGAUCAUAUGCUCCCCCCCCCACCCCCCCAAGAAAAACAAAAUAUUGUUAUAGUGAGUUUUGUAGAAAAUAGACAAUUAUGCCAUGGGAUGAUUUUUGAAUCCCAUCUGGACAAGGAUUCAUGUGAACGUUUGAUGCACCAUUUGAUCCGUGUGACCUUGGAUCCGCAUUAAAUCUAGUCUGCUACACAACCGUUUUUAGUGUCGUCACGCAACGUUCCUCGUAGUAGACUACAUUAAAUCCCGGUUAUCCCUAAAGAAUGAAUGUAAUCUGACCCAUUGCAGGAACAGACCUCAGUGAAUGCUCCUUAUUCUAUAUAUGUUAACUUCGAAAACAUUGGCUGAUGCAGAUCCUUUUUUCCUUUUCAAUUAACACAGGCGUUUUAAACUACAGAAAAGAUUUCGACAGACAUGGUGUUCUCUAUGCCCUGGGAACAAACUUUGGUACAACUCCAUGGGUGAACCCCGGUGGUACCAGCGCCUCUCCUACAAGAAUAAUCGCCACGCGCUCCUCUGAUCAUGAUGAACACAGUAACGCAAUUGAUCUGCUUGAAAAUCGCAGAGGAAGCUUAAGUGGAACAAAGGACGAAGACAAAUCAUGGUGGUGUGUAGACUUAACGGAAAAAUACGCUUUAUAUCUCACCCACUACUCCCUGCGACAUGGGAGAGACAAUGGAAUGUCAAUCAUUCGUAAUUGGCGCCUAGAAGGGUCGCUUGAUAAACGUAUUUGGAAGACACUAAAAAAGCAUGACAAUGAUCGCGGGCUCAAGGAUCCUUUCCCUUACUACACAGCCACAUGGCCAGUCGACGGAGAACUGGGGGCCUUUCGGUAUUUUAGGAUUUUUCAGACGGGCAAGAAUUCCUCAGGGAGAUUUAGUAUUUUUCUUUCCGGUAUUGAAUUGUAUGGAAUCCUCAUAGACGUAGGCGGUUAACGCGUUAACAACUGUUAUGGUAGCCAGAGAAAACAGCACUGGAUUUCCCACAAAAUUACGUCUGAGGAACG
This is a messenger RNA of Porites evermanni, 7279 nucleotides long. Lineage: Eukaryota; Metazoa; Cnidaria; Anthozoa; Scleractinia; Poritidae. The record is from the annotation of a GenBank genome assembly.